ACCAUCGUUUUUCAUGCUUCAAUUCUUCUUCACACACAUGCACAAAAGCUACUAGGCGCGGUCUCUAGAGUGUGUUUACUGUCAAUCGUUUCGAAACCAUGGCCAGCUUUCUGUCGCUACGGAUUCAUACCGUUCUUUUACUCGUCCUUCUGUCAGUCUCUACGGUCUCUUGUUUCAAAUUCGACGAUACCACAAUCCGCCUGCAUGAUGGCUUUAAGCGUGGCACCCAUCUGAAGUACAGCGAUCAUGUCGCGAAGGACCCUCGACCGAGCCAGGCAAAACCCCUAUUUCGACGACAGCCAAGGAAGCGCUCGCCCGUGCCUCGCUAUCCAGAGCCCGUCAUCCCGUCGAGGAACGACGAUGAUGCAUGGUCAGUCAGGGUAGAGGAGCCAGAUAUGCUGUACAUGAAUCUGGGCCCCGCGUUCGAUUUGUCGAAUUGUGUCUUCUGUCCUACUCAGAGCGACGGAACUGCCCUCGAUGAAACGGAUUCAGAGGCUAUUCUCAAACACAUGACUGCCCAGACCUUCCUCAGAUACGUCAAGGGUGACAAGGCAGCGCUUACCGACACAUGUGUCUUCUAUUCGAAAGGAGUCACUACUGUUGGAGCAGCUACAGGUUUAUCCGUUGCUGCCACAGAAUGGGCAUGCGGAGAGUCUCAAAAAGACCGCUACACAAUCUGGAACUUGUUUCCCAACAGCCUUGAUGCAUCCAGUCACUCAGGUGUUCGAGACUUUUACGCCAUGUUUACGCCUGGAAGCUGGCUGGAUCCUGUCAGGAAAAAGCAGGAAGAGUUCGAGGCGACUAAACCUCCCGGAGUAGUGCCGCCGAGCAUUCGGUAUUUCCAGCAAAUGUCGCAGUCCAUGGCUGAAGCAUGCUACGGAGAUAUCAUCAUCAUGACAGAGACGCCAUCGGAGCUCGCCCUCUACGAGCCAGGCAAGAAGCACCAAGACGCACGCUUCAACAACAUCUUCUGGUCUCACGAGCGUCCCGUUCUCCAGCGCAAGGUAAAUACGGGAGAAGCAAAGCUAUAUGCAUUGGACUCCAACACCAAAGAAGCCUGGGAAGUUACAAACAUCAAGACAUUUGAGCUUGGACCCUCAAGAAAGUUUAGACGAGAUCUUGAAUCGGAAAACAAAACGUCUGACGUCUUUGGACGUUCUAGGUUGCAGGCCCGAGCCAACAUGUGCCAGAGUAACGGACUCGGUUCUCAGGGACUGGGCCAGGACUGGUUUGGAUCCUAUGGAAGCAAUGGGUGGUAAUAAGAGAAGUUUACAGGGAUGAGUUCCAUCGCGACUCUCUCCAGGGCGGCCGAAUUACUUUUUCUUACUCUCCUUGAUGUAUCGUUAAUUCCAUCAUG
Molecule: messenger RNA, 1357 nt
Organism: Colletotrichum phormii
Lineage: Eukaryota; Fungi; Ascomycota; Sordariomycetes; Glomerellales; Glomerellaceae
Exons: 2
Coding region: 99-1259 (386 amino acids)
Source: RefSeq, a predicted model, not a curated record